Messenger RNA from Lathyrus sativus (Indian pea), 894 nucleotides. The record is from the annotation of a GenBank genome assembly. Lineage: Eukaryota; Viridiplantae; Streptophyta; Magnoliopsida; Fabales; Fabaceae.
AUGUUGUCAGAAUUAACAGAUGACAUAAUUCUCAAGAUACUAUGGAAGGUUGAAGAAGACCCUCGUGACUGGGCUCGUCUCUCUUGCGUCUCUUCCAAGCUCAAUUCUCUCAUCCAUGCUUUCUGCUGGAAGAACAAAUCUUCUCUCACCAUCCCUUCCGAGCUUCUCUCUUCUUCUUCCUCACAAGAUCACUCUCUUCACAAACUUACCUUCUGUUGUCCCGGUCCUCUCCACGCCGGUAUCCUCUUCAACAACACCGCCGAUUUCCCCGACGAACACUACCACCAACAACCCACCACCACAAACAACCCACCACCGCCAAUACCAUCUUCAUCUUCUCUUCCUCCUCAACCCAUUUGGUCACUUUACGAUGAUCUAUAUCAUGAUACCCUCUAUGCAGACUCAGAAUCCCAUCAACAAGAGGCUAACCAGGAAGAGAUUCGAGCCGGGGUUGUUGAUGUUCCACCUGAAUCCAAGAAACGAAAGGUGAACGGAUCAUUGAGUUCACAUUUAGCGACAGGAAAAUGGUCGCUUAGCAGAGAACAAGGGAGUAAACUACUUGGAAGACAGUAUCGUGAUGACUGUUUAUACGUUUGUGAUUGGCCAGGCUGUGUUCAUUUGGAAGAGAAGAGAAAGUACAGACUUUUCAGAGGAGUUUUUAUGAAUUUCAAGAGAACUCGUGUUUGGAAGACGGUGAAUGAUUGUAGUAACCGGAAGAAAAUUGAUUUGCCUUGUGCUUUUUGUUCUUGUAACCAUACUUGGGAUCUUUACUCUGCCUUUUGUUUGAAGAGAGGGUUUGGCUUUCAUGAAGAUGGUGAGCCUGUUGUUAGGGCUUAUGUUUGUGAUAAUGGUCAUGUUUCUGGUGCUUGGACUGAUGUUCCUAUGUACUCUUGA